UCAACCCAGCACAGUCAGACAGCAAAAGGUGUUAGCAGGAAAACUCUCUGCAUCCUGAACAACCGAAGAGUAUCAGGAGCAGAAAACAUGAAAACCAUUCUAGUUUUUCUAUUCAUCGCCCCACUUGCUCUUUCAGCUAGAGCUGAGAAGGAUUAUUCCUCCUUUGACUCUGCGGCAUCUCCCGAGACAAAGUCAAGAUUUGCCAUGUUAGAUGACGUACGAAUCUUAGCCAAUGGACUCCUCCAGCUCGGGCACGGUCUUAAAGACUUUGUCCAUAAGACGAAGGGGCAGAUGAAUGACAUCUUUCAAAAACUUUACAUUUUUGAUAGGUCCUUUUAUGAGCUCUCCCUGCAAACCAGUGAAAUCAAAGAAGAAGAAGAACAGCUCAGACAAACUACGGCCAGGCUGCAAAUCAACAACGAAGAGAUAAAGAAUCUCUCACAGGAGAUGAAUUCCAAGAUUGAAGACCUCAUCCAGAACAAAAUCCAGCUGCAAGAGAAAGUAUGGGGACUGGAAGACAAAGUCACAAAACUGGCCAUUAACCAGCCUUCGGCGCAAGAGACAAAAGAAAUUUCUUCCCUCAAAGCUUUUGUGGAAGAGCAGGACAACCACAUCAAGCAACUUCUCAAAAUCGUAGAGGACCAGCAUGUGCAACUGGACAGACAGCACAAUCAGAUAAUGGAGCUGGAGGACAAGCUAAACCACAUAGAGCUCCAGGAACUCGCAGAGAACUCCUUCAUGGAGGAGCUGAUAGAACCAGAGGCUAUCGCCUUUCCUGUGCACAACACCACAGCUGCAACAAACAAAUCUGAUGGGGCUGCUCCCGACUGCACCGCUCUCUAUAACAGCGGCAUCCGCUCCUGUGGGGUUUACACCAUUAAGCCCAACGGCUCAGAAUCUUUCGAUGUCUACUGUGAAAUGAAACUGGGCACCUCCUGGACUGUCAUCCAGAACAGAGUGGAUGGAUCUCUAGAUUUCAACCAAACCUGGGAUGCCUAUACAAACGGUUUUGGGGACCUCAAUGGGGAAUUCUGGCUGGGGCUGAACAAGACCUAUUCCAUCACUAAACAAGGGGACUACAUCUUACGGAUCGAGCUGCAGGACUGGAAGGAGAACAAACGAUACGUCGAGUACGCCUUCAGCUUGGGGGGCCCCGAGACAAACUACACCCUCCAGCUGUCACGGGUCUCCGGGAGCAUCCCCAACGCCCUGCCAGAACAGACACAACUGCGCUUCUCUACUGCGGACCGGGAUGUGGACAUCAUAAAUGACUUCAACUGUCCAGAAAACUUCCUAGGAGGCUGGUGGCACAGUGAAUGUGAGGAAACCAAUCUUAACGGGAAAUACGUGGCGCCAAGGUCAAGAGGAAGACUAGACAGAAGAAAAGGCUUAUACUGGAAGCCUAAGAAAGGAAGAUACUACUUGCUCAAGUCAACUAAAAUAAUGAUACACCCAACAGAUUUAAAAAGUUUUGACUGAAUGCUCAACCCGAUGCAUUUUAAUUCAGAACAUAUAAACUGAACAUUACUACAGAGAACUUUGGUUUAUGUUUAAUAACAGGUGUGUAUCUAAAUCCAUACUCUGUAUGGUGUAUUCUCCAAUCCAUAAACCUGAGGCAUAUGCGAUGGUCUUACAGUAUGUUUGGUGAGUAUCCUCAUUCCCUCUAGCCCCAACGUCAAUGUGCUGUAACUUUCAUGGUGCUUUUACCUACUCAGGAUGAAAUUCUAAUGCCUAGGAAUCGACUGCCAAUUCAUGUAUUGAAUAAUAUUGCUUGGGGGAGUGGGUUUUCAGGCUGUUGUGUUAAUUUCUGGGUUGUGUAGAAGGGACACAAAAGAAGGUUUGGCAAAAUGCUAUGGAAGAUGUUAAGGUAUUAAUCUACAGGGAAAAAAAGAAAUUUUGUUUUGUGAAGUAACUAAUUUGAUAUUUGGUUCAUGUUACUGUUGUGGAAUGAGCAAAUGAAAGGUGGGUGACUCCCUGUUUUAGGGUUCUGUGUAUUUCCAGACAAAUUUUCAGGUGUGCUUUCAGCUCAGGCCAAUCUCUGCUGAAGUGCUGUACUCACACAGCUAGAGGUGUAUACACACACACCUGUAGAGCACAGGCUUGAUCUUUUAGAUACCACACUUUGAAGAGUAACUUAAGAGCUACGUUGUCUUACUGAAAGUUAAGAGCAAAGCUUCAAAGCUUAGUGAAAUCAGUAAGAGAUCUUUUCUUCUUGUUUGAAAUGGAAUCAGAGCCAUCUCUUUGAGACCUUGUCGUACACCCAACUAAGAAAUUAACUGAAAGACCAAGUGAGCCCACAACAAAACACCUUUCAAAUAGAGAACAGUUGCCCAUUGGGCAACUCCCGUGGAGUCAAUGGUAUGAACCACCAAACCCUGUAGGCACAACCUACAUGACAGUGUUGGUCCUGCUCCUGAGAACACAUUGAUUAACAUAGAAGGACUAUGGACAGGCUUGUGGAUGGCCAGCCAUGGAAGAGCUGACUGACACAGUUCUGCAGUUACACUGAGUCAUAUUGACUUGCAUUAUCUUACCUAACCCUUGUACAGUACGGAUUUUGUAUCUCAACAUUUGCAACCACACAGAAAAUGGUUUUAAAUUGUAACGCGUCAGAGUGAAACGACUGUGAGCAGAAUGUGCUAAUUACAGAAAAAACUGCAAAAAUACUUGUACUUCUCACGUUUUUACUAAAAAGAAGAGAUCACACAGUGCUGCUUAUUUGUACUGGUGUAUUGUAAUGUUUAGUUACCUGUCCAACCUCUAAAAACAAACAAACAAAUAAAUAAAUAAAACUUUUGAAAAGACA
Messenger RNA from Calidris pugnax (ruff), 2806 nucleotides. It is a transcript of the gene ANGPTL3, whose product is annotated as angiopoietin like 3. The transcript is spliced from 7 exons. The coding region runs from base 88 to 1479 and encodes 463 amino acids. The record is from RefSeq and is a predicted model, not a curated record. Gene Ontology annotation, biological process: phospholipid homeostasis; cholesterol homeostasis; triglyceride homeostasis. Lineage: Eukaryota; Metazoa; Chordata; Aves; Charadriiformes; Scolopacidae.